Rana temporaria (common frog) is the source of this 4034-nucleotide messenger RNA. RefSeq names its product StAR related lipid transfer domain containing 8 (gene STARD8). Gene Ontology annotation, molecular function: GTPase activator activity; lipid binding. Lineage: Eukaryota; Metazoa; Chordata; Amphibia; Anura; Ranidae. The record is from RefSeq and is a predicted model, not a curated record. The coding region runs from base 531 to 3695 and encodes 1054 amino acids. The transcript has 14 exons. Gene Ontology annotation, biological process: actin cytoskeleton organization; signal transduction; regulation of Rho protein signal transduction.
UCUACCUCUUAGGAAAAGUGGCUUUAUUUCGGGAGGGGUGGAUCACCUCCAAAACGCAGAGCGUGGCGGCGUCCCCCUGACCGUGUCACAUGAAGCCGUGGGUCACAAGCAGCUCAGACAUUAAUAGACGGCAUUUCAAAAAAAAAAAGGGAACUGGAAGCUUCAGAGGAAGAUUGUAGUAGACCACAAAGAUACGCAAAUAGACGACUCUUAGAACUGAGUCCCAGCUACAAGGAAAGGGCGGCGCGUUGUCCUACGGUGGAGCUGGUGGCACGGUCGGUCGUUUGUACAGUAACCCCCCCACCUCUCGUAUGGCAGAACCUCCACCCACGUCCACGUAGAGCUACACCUAAGUAGCCAGACGCUGGUAGCCAAGGAAGCAGACACUCAUAGACGUACACUCGUCGGGUUGUCCCGACCACAAGCAGCCGUGUCAGACUUUCCAUGAAGCAGCAGAUGGAGGCUGCAGUCUGUGCUGAUCCCUGCUGAGGCUCUCCUUCGUGGAUUUUUGUGAGUAGGAUUCAUCGGGGAUGGCGGACGGGAGUGGGACGUAUGGGACAAUGUUAAAGAGAAGGGCAUCCAAGACCUGGAGACGUCUGAAGAAUAGGCUGUCCGCGCCAAUAGACCCAGAAGUGGAGGCCCGGAAGGCUUGUGAUUGGCUGCGGGCUGCAGGAUUUCCUCAGUAUGCCCAACUGUACGAAGAUAACCAGUUUCCUCUGGAUAUUGCCUGUGUGAAGAGAGACCACAGCUUUUUGGAUCCGGAUUCCCUUAAAUCCCUCUGCAGACGGCUAAUGACACUUAAUGCCUGCGCUCCUAUGAAGCUGGAUGUUCAUUACCACCGAAAACAGAAUGAAGAAUCUGAUGAAGAUGACCAUUGUGCUAUUAGUGACCGAUGGACUUUCCAGAGGGGCCAGGGUCGCUGGUCCCGCCUGGAGUCUGUGGAGCUCCUUUCUCCGAAUUUUAAUGGAUCGCCUACGAUAAAGAGCACAUCGAGCAGGGACAGCAUAUUGACUGACCUGAGCACAGAGCUAGAGGCCACCUCUUUGAGGAGCGUAGGAAGUAGUCGGGGUGCUAUGGACCUAGUUGUCACUCCCUCAUCUGAGUUUUGCUCUUUAGAUAGCUCACCAGCCAACAACAAGCCAUGCCGGAGUCUUAGCGACCAAUCUCUAGCUUCCCAUCGGCGUGGUACAAAGGAAAAAUCUAAGAAGAGGAAAUCGAAGGGCUUUUUAAAAAGGAUGGAAUCCUUGCGGAGGAGGGAGAAAGAUAAAAAUAAAGACCAAGGGGCCUUAGUUUCUAAUGACCUCGAACAUUCUGGGACGGUUGAAAUACAUUGCCCAGGGCGAUAUGAUGACGACGGCGAGGACAUUCCUGCAUAUGACAAAGAAUUCCUUCAUCCUGACUAUAGGACUAAAUUUUCAUCUGGUGGCCGUUAUCGAAAACCACAUGUGGAAAGCCAUUGUAGGGGGGUCUAUCUGGAAGAUUUUGAUAUGGCGGGAAAGAAUGGCAUAAGGCAUAGAUUGUGUCAAAAGUCAGAUCAUCUGGUAUCCAUCCCUGUGGACCAUAAGCCGGGCACUUUCCCAAGAUCCCUUUCUAUUGAGAGUUUGUGUCCAGCAUCCCAAGUACCUUUGGAGAGUUGGAAAAUGGGCAGCAAAUCUCUAGGACAUUCGGUGAGUAGCAGUAUGGACUCUCAUGGGCUGGAAGUGAGGCCAAGGAGAGGUUCACUUAGUUCUAUAGGAAGCCGUUCGAGCAUCUAUGACAACGUACCAGCUUCGCUAGCUGCCAACGGGGAUCUCUUUGAGCUUGGAGGCAACGGCGACCUUUUCGGCCACCUUGAUGAUGUCCUAAACCAUGUAAAGGGGGUGCAAAGAAUGGUGGAACUGUGGUCUCGGACAGUCUGUCCUGACCUUGACGAAGAGGAGGAGACGGAUUCGGGAGGAGAACAAGCUGGUCAUCUGGCUUUUGAAGAACGAUCCAUAUCUGACGUUGGCACUUCUGCCAGUGACUUUGACAGCAUCGGCAAUUCCUUGAAUGACACAGAAGAGACGGAAAUGAGGGAACGGAGAGAUUCUGGGGUCGGCGCAUCCUUAACCAGGCCGUGCAGGAAGUUGCGCUGGCACAGCUUCCAGAACUCGCACCGGCCGAGCCUCAGCUCCGCCUCCCUGGAGAUCAACAGGCAGUCCGCCGCUCAACUCAACUUGCUGCAGAAGCUGUCCCUGCUGAGACUCACCGCCAUCAUGGAGAAAUACUCCGUGCCCAGCAAGCAGGGGUGGGCGUGGACGGUGCCCAAAUUCAUGAAGAGGUGUAAAGUCCCGGACUACAGAGGACGAGCCGUGUUCGGUGUCCCACCAAUUGUCAAUGUGCAAAGGACGGGACAACCUCUUCCGCAAUGCGUCCAGCAAGCCAUGCGCUACAUCCGCAGCCAGUGCUUGGAUCAGGUGGGAAUCUUCCGCAAGUCCGGAGUAAAAUCUCGCAUUCAGGUUCUGCGACAGAUGAACGAGGCUUCUCCCGACAAUGUCAGCUAUGUGGGGCAGUCAGCGUACGAUGUGGCCGACCUGCUAAAGCAAUAUUUCAGGGACCUGCCAGAGCCCAUCUUUACCAGCAAACUGACGGACACCUUCCUGCAAAUAUACCAGUAUGUGCCCAAGGAGCAGCGACUACGAGCGGUGCAGGCGGCGAUCCUGCUGAUGCCGGAUGAGAACCGAGAAGUUCUUCAAACCUUAUUGUAUUUUCUGAGUGACAUUUCCUCCGCUCAGGAGAACCAGAUGACUCCUGGGAACUUGGCAGUCUGCCUGGCGCCAUCGGUCUUUCAUCUGAAUAUUUCUAAAAAAGAGACUCAUUCUCCUCGGAUCAUGCAUCGAAGAGGAACAUCUGGAAAACCAGAUCACAAGGAUCUCAGCGAGAACUUGGCGGCAACUCAGGGAUUGCUCCAUAUGAUCACCGAGUGCAAGAAGCUAUUCCAGGUCCCCCAUGAUAUGAUGCUCCAGUCCCGGAACUCUUAUAUAGCUGCCGACACUCAGCCACUUUCUCUGGAGGACUUGUGUGUGAGCCCAACUGGCGAGAGCAGGGAUUUAUCUUCCCUCCUGGACAGCAGCAUCCACCAUCUUAUCCAGGAAUCUUCAGAACGAUUUAGAGGGUGGACGGCCGUGCCUGGCCCGGAGAACACAGAGCUGUCUUGUAGGAAGGCUGGUGACGGGAACCCUUUGCGUCUAUGGAAGGUUUCCACAGAGGUUGAAGCUCCACCAAGCUCGUUACUUCAUCGUGUUUUACGAGAGCGCCACCUAUGGGACGAUGACCUCCUGCAGGGCCGAGUCGUGGAAACCUUGGAGCAAAACACAGACCUGUUCCACUAUGUGACGGACAGCAUGGCUCCGCACCCGAGGCGGCAGUUCUUAGUCCUGCGGAAAUGGCGCACAGACCUUCCCAGGGGUGGGUGCGUUUUAGUAUCUACGUCCGUGGACCAUGCCACCGGCCUACCAGAGGAGGGGGUUCAAGCCAUGAUUGUCAGCUCACAGUAUUUGAUGGAGCCUUGUGGAAUGGGACGAACCAGGCUAACGUACAUUUGUAGAGCGGACCUCAGAGGACGUUCUCCUGACUGGUACAACAAGGUGUUCGGCCAUCUCUGUGCGAUGGAAGUGGCUCGUAUCCGCAACUCUUUCCCUCCUCUGAGCCCUUGUGGACCUGAAACGAAGCUUUAAAGUAAAUGGAUAUCUAAGGGACUUAUAUGAGUGUCUUGCGGAGCCUCAUCACCUAAUCCUCCUGGAUCAAGAUGAGUGGAGCCACGUCACCUAGCGUGGCCUAGCCCUUUUUAGGCAUGUAUUUUUCCAUGGUAAGCAGGGGGGCCAGACAUCUCCAUAAAGAGGACCAGGAGUACAAUAGAGGUCAUCGUUUGACUUCAGACAUUUUAUCAGGAGUCUUGCUUCCAAAGAUGUGCAAGCCGACCACGACGUUCCUGCCAACCACGAAGGGCGGGAUUGUGAGCGACGCUUGCUAUGCAGUAUUCUUGUGCUGCUAACAGUAAAUCAGUAUUAUGUGUU